AUGACGCCUUCCUGGUUUCAGGCACCGGUAAUUCGCCAUUUUCUUGCUGCUCAGGUGUCUGUGGUUGCGUUCCUGCCGGUGAAGGUCUUUAGUCAACUACUGGUCGCUGCUGCGAUUGGUCGUUUAUGCAUGAAUGCUGCUAGGCCGGAGUCGUUGACUUCUCGUCCGCGGAAGAUGGCAGCUGCUGGCAACUCGUCGUCGCCUCUUGAAGCAGGAGUUCACCGAAGGCUCCCACAAAGCCACCGAGUCCUUGACAAUCCUGGCGCCCCUCAGAACGAUCACGCUCUAGAGCUUUCACAGCCUGCUGCUUGGCUUCAUCGGCCUGCCCAAGUUUUGAUAGGGCUAGAGCAAGAGUGGCAUAAGAAGAAGCAAGGGGGUGGUGCACCGCUUUCUGAGCCUGGUCUGAAGACUCUAGCUGUGCAAGCGCCUUUGAAUAGUGCUCCGUUGCCAGAUGGAAGUCUAAUUGAUUAUAAGCCAGUUUCGCAUAAUCCUAUUUGCACAUCGACAACUGUCUGGUGUGGAGCCUGUAAAGUUUCUUUGCGUUUCUCAAGAACCUGUUGGUAG
Messenger RNA from Hyaloscypha bicolor E, 564 nucleotides. RefSeq lists its product as uncharacterized. The record is from RefSeq and is a predicted model, not a curated record. The transcript has a single exon. NCBI's taxonomy places the organism in Eukaryota, Fungi, Ascomycota, Leotiomycetes, Helotiales, Hyaloscyphaceae. The coding region runs from base 1 to 564 and encodes 187 amino acids.